GCACGCGCCUGAGCCCGUAACUGCUGCCACGCGCGCUCGACGAGACGAGACAGAGGGAUGGCGCAGCUCUGGGCGGUGUUCCUGGCCGUGGGGUCGCUCGCCAUCGGCCUGCUCGGGGUGCUCGGAGUCUGGCUCUGCUACCUGUUCCAGGCCGUGGCGCUGGGCCCACCUCCCGCCCCGCCGCCCGACACGCCGGACACGAGCGGCGACGGCGACGGCGACGACAAGAACGGGCUAUCGGAGGCGGAGCUGAGGCGGCUUGGCGGGGUCGUCCAGGCGGAGGCCGCCGUCGACGACGAGGAGGAGGCGCUGUGCCCCAUCUGCCUCGACGCCAUGGAGCCGGGCCGCGCCGUGCGCGUCCUCCCCGGCUGCAACCGCGCCUUCCACCAGGACUGCGUCGAUCGGUGGCUGGCCAUCUCGCCGCGCUGCCCCGUGUGCAACAUCUGGGCCACGCCGCAGUCGCCGCAUGCCUCGCUGACGGUGGCCAAGACUGCUCCGGGGUGCUGACACGGGGGCGCGCGCGCGCGCUUUCUUGGUUCUUGACGAUUCUUGGUCCGCCUCUGAACUUCUGAUCAAGAAGCGUUCUUGACGUAACUCUAGUUAGUUUUCUUGGCUCGGGAGAGCGGUUCUUGUUAGUUUUCUUAGUCUGCUAUACAUGGUUGUGUACAGGAUUCUUGGACGUGAGACUGCAUGUAGUUACUACGAUUCUAGAAAGAAAUGAGUAGGGUUUUGCAGAUUUGGGUCUCUUUUCUUCUAGCAGAUCGUCACAGUUGGCCGCAUUUGGUCUAUUUGAUGAACAAGAGACAGUAAAUGCCGUGAAGAUAGCAAAUUAUGAUGUGGGGUAGCAUAUCCAUCCUAUUAAUCAGACGCCGAUUCUGAUUUUGUCGAUUUUUAUUCUUCUUUGAGCUGUCGGUUGAAAACACACUGCAAACAUCUAGUUCAAAUCAGAAGCGGUUACUUAAUGAAAUCAACAGUUACUCUGGGUUUUUUUUUUCAUUUUUUGCAGUGAAGCACUUACACUCUGCUGCUUGAGCUAUUUUGCAGAUCAGAUGCUCCAUGUUCGAUUCUUGUUUCCUGUUCUGUGGCAUAUGUAUUUGUGUAUUAUGAGUACUAGCACAGUUUGAAGCUUAAGCUUCCCAAAAUAUCAUUUUUUUCAGAAUUCGGCAUCACUAUCUGUGGCUUGUUAUGGUCAGAUGCUUCAGAAUUUAAUUUACUUGUGUGAACAAGUCAUGGAACUCAAGUUUCUUGGUUCUGAACUUGUUGCUAUUUUGUCAACCUGUCAUCCCAUGCUAUUCUUUCAGUCUAAUAAAGAGACACUCAGGUCUGAUCUUCUAAUUACAGGAGCAGAAUUUACUCUGAUGCCUCUUGCAAAUGUACAAAAAUUCCAGGCUUGAACGGAAGCACUGCACGGGCAUUGGAGUUUUCCUCAACUGUUUGCAGGAUCAGAGGAUAAUUCAAAUUCAGAGUUAAGCUUCUGCCCCGAUUACUGAUUACACAAUCACCUUUUCAAGCAGAAGCACAGUCUCUUCUUGAAGCCAAGGUGACUCAGCUCUUGCAGGUUCCUCAACCAACCUUUCUUAGACAACCUCUCUUUGGCGAAGGCGGCAGUGGCCAGAAAUAUUUGGGCGGACUCCACUCCGUGGACGAAUAGAAUUACUCUUGCAGAUUUCUCAAUCUUCAACCGGAGGUGUUUCACAUUUUCAGGGAGAUCAAUGGGAUAGCUUACAAUGUUGCUCAACAGGAGGCAACAACUGAAUUUUCAAGGUGCCUCAACGCCUGCCUCUUCCUGCCGGCUCUGCCACCCUCGCCGCCCUACCGCCUGACGGAGGAACUGGCCGCACCACCAUGCACCGCCACGCCGACGCCUCCUUGCACCACCCCGCCCACACGGAUGAGCCGCAUGCCGCCCGCCCGCCUCCCCGCACCGACGCCUGCUACUCGGAUGCUCAUCCGCUCCAUUUGUAUGCUUGUUUAAUGAAAGAUAAAAAAACAUAUUUUGGGAACUUUCCCUAAAACACCCCGUAAAACCACUUCUAUGUGGAGAUUUUUACAGGAGCUGUUGGAGAUGCUCUUAGGUGCGAUCGUUUGAAGAUG
Triticum urartu is the source of this 2094-nucleotide messenger RNA. Its product is annotated as E3 ubiquitin-protein ligase ATL23-like. The record is from RefSeq and is a predicted model, not a curated record. Lineage: Eukaryota; Viridiplantae; Streptophyta; Magnoliopsida; Poales; Poaceae.